AUGGAGAAAAGCCAAGAAGAGGAAUACCCUUUUCCCCAAAAAAAACCACAAUCACAUAGAUCAAACCUUACCAAAGUCGUGAGAAACAAGAUUGCCACUGAUCUCCUUGUUUGGGAAUAUUUUCCAGGAGACGAACGCGCCACGGAACCAGACUAUUUUGUAGUCCUCGAUGUUGUCAUCAUCACCGGCGAAGCGGAAAUUGUGAAUAGUGCUGUCGUCUGUAUUGUACACAAUAAUUAUGCGAGAAUUAGCUUUCCUUCUGUCUAUGAGUUUCGUCCCAGUGAACAUCACAGCAUCAUUCAUCUCAUAGUUAUCAUGCCGCGAGUCAGCAACGAUCUUGGCCUCGUCUCCUUGGAUGAACACGAGGAUGUGCUGUACAGCCAUGUGCUUCUCGAAGUCACACUUAUGGCGGCAGUCGUUGGAGCCGCUUGUGUAGUUGUGGUCCAGCUCUUCGGCAACGUUACCGCUAGUGUCGAUAGCGUGGGUGUUGUAUCAACUGUCUAUGUCGAAGUCGAGGGGGAGCAGCCAGUUCAGGUCGCGUUCGGUGGCUCGUUAGGGAAGUGCAGCAGGAGGAUCACGUGCUCAUGCCAGGCCGAUGAGGUUCAUCAUCAGAGGAUAACCCAAAAUAUAAAUAAUACAACUAGAAUUGGCGUGCUUCAAAUAGGAAAGACCUUGAGUUCUUCAUAA
Messenger RNA from Pseudomassariella vexata, 687 nucleotides. RefSeq lists its product as uncharacterized. The coding region runs from base 1 to 687 and encodes 228 amino acids. The transcript is spliced from 3 exons. The record is from RefSeq and is a predicted model, not a curated record. NCBI's taxonomy places the organism in Eukaryota, Fungi, Ascomycota, Sordariomycetes, Amphisphaeriales, Pseudomassariaceae.